Dentiscutata erythropus is the source of this 878-nucleotide messenger RNA. The record is from the annotation of a GenBank genome assembly. NCBI's taxonomy places the organism in Eukaryota, Fungi, Glomeromycota, Glomeromycetes, Diversisporales, Gigasporaceae.
AUGAUGAAUUAUUAAUUCGACAACAGACAUUCACAGAAACUUUAACAACAUCAAGUUCUUUAAAGAUUUUGGAAAAACCACCAUUUGAAGAGCAAUUAUUGCAGAAUACUUUAUGGCCCGAAAUCGAUAAGCUGUAUGGACAUGGAUAUGAGCUGAUAAGUGUUGGUGCAAGUCACAACGGAAAAUAUGUUGCUUGCGCCUGUAAGGCAACAACUCCAGAAGAUGCAAUUAUCCGAUUAUAUAAUACGACAACAUGGAAAGAACUAUCUAAUGGAUCAUUGAAAUCGCAUUCACUGACUGUUACAAAAAUUAGAUUUUCACACAAUGAUAAAUUGAUAUUGAGCGUUUCUAGGGAUAGGACAUGGUCAUUGUUUGAGAAAUGUGAAGGAAAUGAAGCAACGCCAUAUAAAUUUAUAACCAAAUAUAAAGCACACGCGCGUAUAAUAUGGGACUGUUCAUGGAGUCAUGAUGACUUGUUAUUUGCUACUGCUUCGAGAGACAAAACGGUUAAGGUAUGGAAUCGAGAAACCACUCUACAAUCACAAGAUCAAAGUCAGUGGCGUUGUAUUACAACCUUGAAACUUAAUGAUGCAGUCACAGCUAUUGAUUUUGCGCCUAGAUUUAUUGUGGCAAUUGGUCUAGAAAACGGUCAAAUUCUAUGUUACCAAUCUGAGCAAAUGCAAAUUGAUAAAUGGAGCUUGAUAAUUGAUAUUGAUAGGAAUAAUUGUCAUGUUGCGAGUGUAAAUUGCCUCACAUUUCGAUCUACAGAUACAAAUUCAAAUACCAAUAGUGAUAGUCAUGGUGAAGUAAUGGAUAGAUUGCAAUUAGCAAGUUGUGGGUCUGAUUGGAGUGUUAGAAUUUUGAAUUUGGAUUUUUGA